CUCCCGUGGGUUCGGCCCCCGCCGCGCGGCUGCCAUGGGGGCGCGGCUGGGCCGGCGUGCCCGGCCGGUGGCGGGCUCCCAGGCCGGGGCGGCGGCCAGCUGCGGGCCCGCGCCCUACGAGCGCCGGGUGCGGUGGCUCCGCGAGAUCCAGUCCACGCUCCGCGAGCGGCGGCCGGAACGCGCCCGGCAGCUGCUGCGCCUCCUGCGCCAGGACCUGGGCCUUGAGGGGACCCUCCUUACUGACAUCCUCUACAGAGAUGUGGCCUUCCUCAACCUGGUUGACCCCAUCUCCCAUGACCUCCUUGUGAACCUGGCCCGGGACCUGCAGUGCCCCAAAAAGGACUACGAGCUUUGGAAGUCCUCCGACAAGAUCUGCCGACAGCUCAUCUACCACCUCACGCCCCACUCGAAGCAGCAGCAAGGGUCCAGCCUGCGUCAGAGGAAGACCCAGAGCUGCCUCAAGAGCAGCCUUCAGAAGACUCCGCUGACAGGGGAGACUGUGGACCUCUCAGGCAUCCCGCUGUCGGCGUGGGACGUGCAGCACGUCGCACGCCACUUGGGCAGCCACGGCGCUGAGCUGGCAGUGCUGGACCUGAGCUUCACAGGGCUGAGUGACGAGGGGCUGCACCUGCUUCUGCCCAGCCUGUGGGCGCUGCCCUGCCUCACCCAGCUCCUGCUCAAUGGCAACCGGCUGACGCGGGCUGCUGCCCGCGAGCUCACCGAGGCCAUCAAGGACACCACCAAGUUCCCUGCACUGGCCUGGGUGGACCUGGGCAACAACGUGGAUGUGGCCUCCCUGCCCCAGCCCCUGCUGGUGGGCCUUCGCCGGCGGCUGAGCCAGCGCACCUCACUCCCCACCAUCUACGAGAGCCUGGACCUUGAGCCUGAGGGCGGUGUGGCCGGGACUACCACCCCUGCCUCCAGCUGGGACUCCACAGCUGCUGGGCUGGGACCCGAGCCUCAGGUCUGCUGCGCCAGGUGACCCACCACCCACCUGGCUUAUUGCUACUGACUUGUGAUGCUCUCAAGCACAUGGGAUAGUGGGCGAUGAAGGUCGAGGAGGAUUCACAGGCCCCAGAGAUCUGGUACAAUUCUCAGCCUGAGAUUAAGGGGACAGGAGAAUGGAUUCAUAGGAGGCCAGAUGGCCAGCCCCGGCUAGAGUCUCAGCCUUCCCUCAGUGGGAGGGGCCCCAGCACCCACAGUGUGGACCCCACAAUAAAGAGUGACACCCACC
Messenger RNA from Sapajus apella (tufted capuchin), 1234 nucleotides. It is a transcript of the gene LRRC75B, whose product is annotated as leucine rich repeat containing 75B. The transcript has 4 exons. The coding region runs from base 35 to 982 and encodes 315 amino acids. Lineage: Eukaryota; Metazoa; Chordata; Mammalia; Primates; Cebidae. The record is from RefSeq and is a predicted model, not a curated record.